Eptesicus fuscus (big brown bat) is the source of this 536-nucleotide messenger RNA. Its product is annotated as ATP synthase F(0) complex subunit C2, mitochondrial-like. The transcript has a single exon. Gene Ontology annotation, biological process: proton motive force-driven ATP synthesis; proton transmembrane transport. Lineage: Eukaryota; Metazoa; Chordata; Mammalia; Chiroptera; Vespertilionidae. The record is from RefSeq and is a predicted model, not a curated record. Bases 16 to 438 code for a protein of 140 amino acids. Gene Ontology annotation, molecular function: proton transmembrane transporter activity.
CCUUAUCCUCUGAAAAUGUAUACCUGCACCAAGUUUGUCUCCACCUUCUCCUUGGUCAGGAGCGCCUCUCAGCUGAGCCGGUCAAUGUCUGCAGUGGUGCUGAAACGACCUGAGGCACUGACAGAUGAGAGCCUCAGCAGCUUGGCAGGCCCACGUUCCCUGACCUCACUUAUUUCUAGCCACAGCUUCCAAACCAGUGCCAUUUCAAGGGACAUCGACACAGCAGCCAAGUUCAUUGGGGUUGGGGCUGCCACAGUAGGGGUGGCAGGCUCUGGGGCUGGAAUUGGGACUGUGUUUGGGAGCCUCAUCAUUGGUUAUGCCAGGAACCCUUCUCUGAAGCAACAGCUCUUCUCCUACGCCAUUCUGGGCUUUGCCCUCUCAGAGGCCAUGGGGCUCUUUUGCCUGAUGGUGGCCUUUCUCAUCCUCUUCGCCAUGUGAAGGAGCUGUCUCCACCUCCCAUAGUUCUUUUUCCCGUGUGUUGUCUGCCCUGUAUGUUCCUUUUCCUAUACCUCCCUAGGCAGCCUGGGGAAAGUGGU